AGUGAUGGUAAGAUCUGUCUGUUUGAUGCAACGCAAUCAAAACUUUGCGCUACCAACUUGUGGUUCCGAUUAUUAAUAACCUGACAUACUGUUCUUCACAUUCCCUCGGCACACAAGGUGCCUUCAAGCUAAACACAAACUCACCAGAAACGAGUUACGCGCCACAAAAACUAAAGUAACAAGUUAUAUACUGCUGUGCAUAUAACCUAGUCGCCAAAAAUGCCAAUCUACAUGUAUCCAGCAGUUGCCGCUCCUGAAAGGCAUUCCGUUGACUACGUUUCGCAAGGUCAGCCAGAGGGUCCAAGGAUUCAGCAGGGUUCCGCUGUUGUACCUGGAGAGAUAGUUUUUUCUUCUGUCUCAAAUCUUAUAACUGGCCAUGGGACCUAUAGAAGCGUAGCUGUUUCAUCCGAAAAUGACGAUGAAAAUUUGUCCUCAGUUGUUAAUCCACACACUUCGCCAUCUGUUAACGGAGAUCCAGGAAUACAGGCUAGCAAUAUACACACUUCUUUAACUGGGCGUGUUAGGAUAGUUAAUAAACUUGUGUAUGUCGAACCACCUAAAGCCCGGUAUUCCGGUAAUGUUGGAGAUACUGUAGUUGGCCGCAUUGUAGAGGUUGAACAACGUCGAUGGCGUGUGGACCUUAACUCUGCUCUCUUGGCUAACUUAGCAUUGGCUAACGUAAAAUUACCUGGCGGCGAACUUCGUCGGAAAUCCGAAGAUGACGAACGGGCCAUGCGUUCUUUCAUGAAGGAGGGUGACCUGAUUGUCGCUGAAGUUCAUGAAGUUUACAAAGAUGGAACAUUACAACUUCAUAUGCCAGGUACUAGAACUGGCAAACUUGGAGGUGGCUGUCUUCUACGCAUUCCGCCUAGUCUUAUUAAGCGUCAAAAAAUACAUCGCCAUCGUCUAGCUAUUCCACGAAUUGAUACACUUGAUGGUCCUAUUACAUCAGCAUCUAAUGAUGUUAUUUCUGUUGGCCUCAUCCUCGGUUGUAACGGAUAUGUUUGGACGGGUCCAGCAAGAGCUAUGGAUAUUGGUCUUGGUUUAUCAGCUCCAGUUGAAGCAGAUUUAAGUGCAGUCAAUGAAAUGGAAAUAUUAGCUGAACGCAUUGCAGUCUGUCGUGUACGUAAUUGUAUUUUAGCUUUAACAAAUAAUGGGAUGCCAGUAUGGGAAACAAGUGUUCUUACUGCAUGUGAGGCUAGUUUGUUAGCUGAUCAACAAAAUGAUGAUGAAGAUGACGAUUAUGAAAUGGAAUUUGAAACUAAUAUUAAUAACGAUCCUUCAGGCAGUAAAGCUCGUAAUCGCAUUGCUCGUCUAUUGCAUCCAGAAGUUGCUCGUCGUCUUGUUACUCUUGUUCAAGCAAAAUUAAAAUCUGACUAUUGACCAUGUACAGAAAUUAAAACAAAUAUCUUGUAAAUAAAAGAAUUUUAUUUUUUCAGCCUUUUGAUAAUUUUUAUUCUGGUUUAAUAUAUUGUGAUAUAAAUAA
Messenger RNA from Schistosoma turkestanicum, 1486 nucleotides. The record is from the annotation of a GenBank genome assembly. NCBI's taxonomy places the organism in Eukaryota, Metazoa, Platyhelminthes, Trematoda, Strigeidida, Schistosomatidae.